CACCAGUUCCUUUCGCGUUCUCGAGGUGAACACAUCGAGUCUCUGCGCUGACUCUGAUCGCUCAGCCACUCGAUUGUUUGCUAAGUGAAGUGACAGUGAAAUCCAAAGUGAUAAAUUGCAAAAGUUUCCACAAUGGAGAACGAGCGUCGGCUCCGCUCCAAGGGCCCGGUGAAACACUCACCAAAAAAACCCCUCAACCUACCCACUUCACUUCCGUCUUCUGCAAACUCUCCAAAAACGCUUCCCCAAAACAAACCCAUCCCGUCCCUUAUGGACAAAAAAAUUUUGCCACCCCCACAAACUCACGCCACUACAUUAAAAUCCACAAAACACACCCAACAACGUUCACGCACACCCUCACCAUCAAACUCCGAAACAUCAGCAUCCUUUUCGUCUACCACUUCGGAAAAAUCGUCUUCAACUACCACUUCAAAAAAAACUCUCAUUUCGCUACUCAAUCCAAAACAUCCCUGCCCCACUCGCCACUCAAAAAAGCUUUUACUCUCACCUCAUUUCACUCGGCCUCCACCAAAUUGACUCUCUAAAAGUCAAUUACAACAAAUCCGCUCUUCUUGUUCUUUCCAGGCAACUUACCCCUAUCCAAAUUUCAACGCUUCAAGCUGGCUUCCCUGGCUCGAAAAUCCAGUUCAAACUCUUAAACCCCACACGCCUCCUACCCCAAAUCGAACCCAAACCCAUCACUUUUUCCAUCGUUGUCAGAGACGUCAGCUCUGACAUCGAACCCCAAGACGUCAUUUCAGCCCUGAAUAAUUUCCACAUUCAAAAAGUUUGGCGCAUCAUUUCCGCCAAAACCAACAAACCAACUCCUCUCAUGCGUAUCGUGACACCGGACAAAACGGCGAUCGACACACUCCUGUCAAAUGGCCUUUCACUUUUCGGCCACGUUCACCCCUGCGAGCCGUCGCACCCCCCAAAACCAGCCCCUCUCCAGUGCGCCAAGUGCUUCACAUUUGGCCAUUCUUUUUCCCAAUGCCCCAACAAGCCCAUCUGCCCCACUUGCCCCGACAAUCAUCGGUCAAAACCGUGCCCUUCCGCAGUUUCAAACCCCAAAUGCCCCAAAUGCCAGGGGAAUCACCCCGCCUGGUCCCGAGAUUGCCCCCAAUUUAUCAAACCCUCCCAAAUGACCCCAGAAACCCCCGUCGUUCCCAUCAAAAUCGUUGACAAGGAAUUCGAUCCCGAAAAUUCUGACGACGACUCCGACGAGCGCGAACCCUUCGUUUCUGCCGUCAAUUCCUACGCUUCAUCACAAAAACCCUUUUUGACCUUUUUCCGUUCGAGAAACAGAAAAUCCAAUCUGUUCUCGAACAUUCCGCUCGCGCUUGUCUCCGACGCGAUCUAAAAAUCUCACACUCAUCAAACAAAAUUCACUUCACUUUUGGAUAAAUCCACCAUUUCGGUGAAUCCUUCUGGCCCCCGUUUCAAAAAUGGCUUCUCUGAAUUUCGCCACAGUCAAUACGGGAGGGAUUUCUCGUAAAUUUGCCUCCUUGAGACAUUUUCUACACAUCGACCAAAUUCACAUCGCAGCAAUCACAGAGACACAAUCCAAACGACCCGUAAACAUCACAGGCUUCCACUCCUACAACAAACCCAGCCCCACAACCCGAGCCAAACACGGCGUCACACUUCUUGUCUCAACUUCACUCGCUUCAUCUCAACACAUCUUACCCCCCCAUCUUGACCACCUUCAAGCCGUUGCAGCCACCAUUCACAUUAACAAUUUAAACAUUCUGUUUAUUUGUUAUUACAAUCCUCCUCUCGAAACCGUCAGUACCCAACUCCUCGAUUACACUUCCACAUUCAGACACGCAGUCAUUCUCGGAGACUUCAACGCUCGACACACCGAUUUUGGUGACACAAUUUCAAACACAAACGGCAGACACCUCACACGCUCUCUCAACACUCUUCCUCUUUGUCGUCUUCGAAAUCAAUUUCCCACACUCAUCAAUCACGUUGGCACAUCGAUCGUAGACCACAUCAUUGUGACCGAUAAUCUCACACACAUCACAAACACAGACUCUUUCAUUGGCACCACAGUCACCUCCGAUCAUCUCCCUCUUGUCUCAAACUUCACACUUCAAGGCCCCCAACCGCGACCCACGCACAUCCCCAUUUUCGAUUUCAACAACACAAACUGGACCGACUUUCAAAAUUACAUCACAAACAACCUCCCACACAUUGACGACACACUUGACCCCAACACCAUUGACACACAAGUAACACAACUAACACAACUCAUCAAACAAGCUCAAACACUUUUUGUACCCAUCAAACACAUUCCAACAAAUCGCAAACCAUUGCCCCCUCAAAUCCUUGCCCUCAUCCGAGUCAAACGCCGAAUUUAUCGCGAAUUCGUGCAAACCAGAUCUCCAGUCCUCAAAACUGUCUUUAACCGUCUCAAUGCACAAAUAAGACGUGACAUCAACCAAUUUCGUCUUGCCCACUGGUCAAACAGUUGUAGCUCCCUCGAUUACCGAGACGGCAAAACCUCCCCCGACUUGACUACGACGCUGACCUCGACCCAGACCCCGACCCAGACUUUCCACCCGACAACCCGGACUUGACCGCUCCAACCACCAACGACGAGAUCAAAGCCCUCAUUAUCCGGCU
Molecule: messenger RNA, 2628 nt
Organism: Tribolium castaneum (red flour beetle)
Lineage: Eukaryota; Metazoa; Arthropoda; Insecta; Coleoptera; Tenebrionidae
Exons: 2
Coding region: 1446-2582 (378 amino acids)
Molecular function (GO): catalytic activity
Source: RefSeq, a predicted model, not a curated record